Molecule: messenger RNA, 3062 nt
Organism: Paramecium sonneborni
Lineage: Eukaryota; Ciliophora; Oligohymenophorea; Peniculida; Parameciidae
Source: the annotation of a GenBank genome assembly
AUGAAAGCUUACGAAUUUGAGGUUGACAAUAAGAGAAAUAUUUAAAGAGAAGAGCUUUUUAUUUUGACAAUAGUUGAAAGAGUAUUAGCAGGGCAUCUACAAUCAAUUUCAUUUGUGGAUUAAGCUUAAUUUUGUGAAUUAUUAACCAAAAGGUAAACUGAAAAAAAAGUUAUCUAACCUUUGCACAUUUAGAUUUUAGGAACAGUAAGAAAAAAUCUGAUAAAAAAUUAAACACCAUAUCUUGAGAAAAAAGUGCCAUAUGAGAUAAGGACUGUAGCUUCAUCAUCAAUAGAUAUGAGAAGGAACUACAUUAAUACAUUUAGCAAUAGAAAUUUAAAUAACAAAGAAUAAUAAACCACAGAGAUAGAUCCUUAAUUUAUUGGAUAACAAUAAUCAAAUAAGAAUGGCAACUUGAAAUUAGAUAAAAUUUACAAUAGUGGUUUUGCGAAGUAUCACACAAAUAGAAGUUAAUAAUAGAAUGAUUCAUCAGCUCGUUGCAUUAAUCCCUUUUAAUUAAAUAGUCCUAAUAGUACACAAGCAGAAAAUAUUAUGAAAGAAUUUCCAUCUCUAAAAUAGUCAACAAUCAAUGAAAAUAUUCAAGUUCCUAAAAAUGAGAUGGCCAUUAUUAAUAUAGUAAGUUAAGAUGGAGAAAUAGAACAAUAAGAAGACUUUAUUAUUAAAAAUACUAAUAACAAUAACAAUAUAGAUAAAGAAAAGAAAGAUGAUAAUAAAAUUGAUGAUAACUCAAAAAAAAUUCAUUAAGAAUUUUAAUCGAACCAGAAUGAUUAAUAAAUUGUAAAAUUUGAAAAGUAGGAUAGUAAUAAUAUAUAAUAAUCAUAAUAAUUAUAAAGUCACUCCAAAAAAUAAUAAUAAAAUUUGCCUAUGGGAAGUGAUUCCAGUAAAAUGGAUCUCAAAGAAAAGUUAUAAAAAUAUUAUAGCAAUGAUGAAGAUUUUAGCACUUAAAGAAAACCUAUGACUUAAAGUGAUAGAUUAAAAAAUAUUAAUUAUGGAAUGGAUCCUAAUAUAAAAGAUAUCAAAACAGAAAAUUAACAGUAAAUUGUAUAAAGUGCUAAAUUUUUAGAUAAUGAUAAAAAAUCAAAUAAAAUGUAAUAAAAAUCUUAGUAGGCUAAAUUUUCAUUUAUUCCUGGUAAAACAUAGGAGAUUGUAUCGUCUACAAGCAAUUUUAAUAUAAAUUAAAUAAGUCCAAAGAAAAGUUUAGAAGAAAUACAUCCAUAAAGUAAUUUUCUGUCUCCUCCUUAAUCAGCUAGAUCUGUGAUUUCUGCAAAAUCAACAAAAACAAAACUCAAAACACUUUAAUCAAAUGAUUAAAAAUUAAUUGAUCAAUAAAUAUUUUAGGAAUAAUAAAAUGAAAAUUCAAUUUCAAAAGAAGAGUCAUAAAUCUCCUUAUUAGAAUAAUCAUUACAUUCAAAUAUGUAAAAUAAUCAUCAUCAACAUUCAAAUUCAUUGAGACCAGCCACUACACACAUUGAAGCAUAUAAAUAAUAAGAUUAUCCUUUAUUUUAAACUUAAGAUAAUUUAGAUUAAAUGAAAAAAUCUACUCAAAAACUAUUAUAAUAAUAAACAAGCAUUACUUCUAUCAUGCAUGAUGAAGAAAACUUUUAAAGUAAUCAAACUUUUACUUAACAAAUUAAUAUAUAAGUUAAUUAAUGUGAACCAAAUCAACAUAUGAAUAAUAUAAUUUUAGAAGAAUCAAUAGAAGGCUCACCUAAUUAAAAGGUCCAAAAUUAUUAAAAUUCUAUAGCUUCUUUUUCCCUCUUAAGAUUGGAAGAUUAAAAACAAUUUCCUACUUAAACUUAUCUUUAAUAAAAAUAACCAUUAUCUCCACGUAAUGGAUAUAUUCCUUCAAAUUCAUAUAUUCCUACAUCUAGUAUUAUACCAGGUACUUAAUCAUAAUAAAAAAUGCUUAUUCCUGUUAAUAAUACUUAGAGCAGCAUUAAACAUAAUAGGGCUAAUAAUAAAUCUAGAUCUCAAAUCAAAGAUUCAAUUUAACAAUAAUAACAAAGAUCUGAAGAUAGUUAACCUGAAAGUAAAUUGACUAUUGAAUCUUCCUAAGGUGAUAAAUCCAAUAGAUCUAAAAUUGUGAAAAAUGCAAAAUAAUUAAAAUUACCGGCUGCUGCAGUUGCAUUAAAUUUUGCGAGGAGAAAAUCAUCUAAUUAGAUAUCUCCUAUGGAUGUAAGAGUUUUAAUUAUAUCAUAUUUUAGCCUAAAAAGCUUGAGUAACAAGAAAAAGAAAAAUAAAGAUAAAUUGAAUAUUAAAAGCAAGUUGAAAAAAUGAAAUAUGAAAGAGAGCUGAUGGAAUAAUUUAAAAUUCCAGAUGAUAUGCCCUUAUUAUAAAAAAGAGCAAUUAUUGAAUAAUUAAUGAAAUAGUUAGAGUUUAAUCCUGAUUAGGAUGCUAAAUAUCAGAUAAUGCUAUGUAUAACAAUUUUAUAUUUACUAGAUAAAUAAAGAUAAGAAUAAAUUUAAAACGCUUCUAAAAUUGAACUAACUUUUAACAAAAACGCUUCAAAUUGCUAUGAAGAGAUAUCACAUAUAUCAGAACACAAAUUAAAAUUAUUAGGAAAAGAUGUUGACCCAUCAAAGAUUUAAUUUUUAAAAUUUGAAGAUUAAUUAUGUACUAAUUUACAUGGAUAAUCAAAAUCCUUUACGUAAGAUUUAAAUUCACCAGUUAAAAAAAACUUAAAAUUUUUUAGUAAAUUAGAUCCAGUUGAAAUUGAAAAUCAAAUGAAUAGAAUGAAAGAAUUUAAAUAAGAAGCUGAAAUAUUAAAAUUAUUUUCUUCUUUCAAUAGUCAAUAUGAAAAAGAAGUACAAUUUAUUUUUAAAAAGGUUAAUUAAUGUGAUUUAGAUUACCCUACACAAAAAGAUCGAUACCUUUCGAUGGAUUUUCAAAGAGGAUUUUUACCCAAAGCAAUUCAUAGACGUAGAAAAGCAAAGAAGAAGAGCACAAAGAUAGUUAUUAACACUUAUAGAAUGGAUCCAAAAAAAAUAGACUAGGUCUUAGCUUAAACUGAAAAAAUUAAAUAAGUUGGAUAAUUUUUAUUGUGA